This is a messenger RNA of Mytilus trossulus (common blue mussel), 2093 nucleotides long. RefSeq lists its product as uncharacterized. The record is from RefSeq and is a predicted model, not a curated record. Bases 98 to 1657 code for a protein of 519 amino acids. NCBI's taxonomy places the organism in Eukaryota, Metazoa, Mollusca, Bivalvia, Mytilida, Mytilidae. The transcript is spliced from 6 exons.
UACGUCAUCUGCUUAAAAAUGGACGCACUUUGUGUCGUUUGUGUAAAAUGAAAGUAGGAUAUUAUACCUAGUUUGACACAAGCUUGUUGAGACAAAGAUGUCUGACUGGAUUCCCUUGGUUGCACAAGUUAAGUCGAUCGUCCAAAUAUCUGCUGGCGACGAAGAAGGUGCUAAACAAACACAGGAAACAUUCGCCAAACGAUGUCCUAUUGUCUCCCAAACCGUAUCUGUAUACCAAGCUUUCAACGGGAACAUGGAAGGUGCAAAGGAAACACAGAUGGAGUUUCUCGGCAUGAUAAAUGACACAGUAAAUAGUAUACCUAUAGUAGGGCAUGCAAAAGGUAUGGUGCACUACAUAGCCGGGGACAAAAUGGGAGGCGAUGAGGCUAUGAAGUCUGCCUCACAUACGACUGGUACUAUAGGAGGUGGUAUUGCUGGCUUUGGAUUAUUAGGGCCUAUUGGUGCAAUUGCUGGAGGGAUAACAGGAGGAGCAUUAAUGGAUGCAACCAUUACAACAGCGGACACAUUAAUCCAUGAUGAGGAUAGGCCAUACGGAUAUUUAAAUCAAAUAAAACAAAUAAAAGAAAAACCCGGUGACGCUGGUCAAUGGGUUGAUAUGGCUACUUCACUAGCGUUAGAUGGUCUUGCCGGACACACCGCAGGAGUCGCAUACAAUCAACAGACGACUAAAGAAACGGCCAAGGCAAAAAAGAACAAAACCAAAGACAAAGGCAAAGGUCAAGAAAAUAAAAAAACAUUUUCGAAAAAAUCGAAAGUGAAAACUGAAACUAAUAACCGAAAAGCUGAUUAUAAAAUACAAAAACAAUCGGACUCCAAAAGCAACAUUUCAAAUGCACAGUGUGUCAAGUCCCAUGCUAAAUCUACAGUAGUGUUAUCAGAAGCAAAUGUUAACCAAGAAACCCAUACUCCUCAGCCAUCGUAUUCAGUCACAUCAGCCAUUGCAGAUUUUACUGAAUCUACAACUGAUGCAGCUGCAACCAUGGGUAAAGUAAUUGUAGCUUCUAAAGGGAUAAUGGACAACAGCUCGGCAGGUGAAUUCCUAAUGAAUACUCUACAGGGAAGUAGAUCUGCCAGGUUGAGAAAUAAAACUUCUGAAAGUAAAGAGAUAGAAGCAUUGGAACAGUCUCCAGUAUUUCCUAUUCCAAAAGAAGUGAGAGUGAUGACAAUAUCUCAGUUAUUAAGGGGAGAUCAUAUAAAGUAUAAAAGACUUUUUGGUUACUCCCAUCAUGCAAUAGUCACCAAUGUAUUUCCGGAAAAUAAUGAAUAUGAGAUCGUUCAUUUUCAACCGCCAUCAUCCGGAAAUAAAAUUAAGGAUUCACCACUCAUUAGACAGGAAGUAAAACAAUUAGAUGAAGCGUUUUAUAUUUUAGAGUACGACGAAAAAGAUCGAUAUCCUCACGAGGCCACGGCUACCAUGGCAGAAGUAAUGAUCGGGUACAAUGAGGAGGAUAGGAUAACUAUAUACAGUGUGUUCAGCAACAACUGUGAACACUUGGCAACAUAUUGUGUGACUGGCCAAGCUUACAGCACACAAGUUGAGAAUGGUAAGGAACUUGUGAAAGCAUUGGUCAAGACCGGAAUGAUUGCGGCGUCGAAGAGUGUAAAGCGCCAAAGAGAAAAUAUCGAAGCAGGUUAAAAGAAGACUAGUCCUUUCAUAUGUGUAAAUAUGAAUGACUUUUAAUGUGCUAAAUAUAUUGGGGAAAAUUUUUAGUAAAUAUAUAUAAAAUAUAAAAUAUAUACUAAUAGGGUUUAAAAUUAGUAAAUGUAAUGUUUUGUAAAGUUCUGUUUGUAAAUAUCUCUUUCACUGUAUUGUGAAUAUAACAAUUUUGUAGAUAAAGUAUCUUUACAUCUACAAAGAUAUCUCGCACAUUGAUCGUACAAUCCCAUGUGUUAAACAUCAUUACUUGAAGCAAGGCGCGCGAUGACUAGUCAACUUUCUGACGAUAGUGUUAUUAAUCAAAUGAGCAUAUAUUGAUUUGUAAAGUUGUUUGAAAACCCGAAGAAGGUCAAACUCCAAAAAAUGUACUGUUAUCCCAUUGUUCAAAAAAGAAGUCAUUUCAAACUUUUUAAUG